Lates calcarifer (barramundi perch) is the source of this 8304-nucleotide messenger RNA. RefSeq names its product membrane-associated guanylate kinase, WW and PDZ domain-containing protein 2 (gene magixb). NCBI's taxonomy places the organism in Eukaryota, Metazoa, Chordata, Actinopteri, Centropomidae. Gene Ontology annotation, biological process: signal transduction. Gene Ontology annotation, cellular component: cytoplasm. Bases 1786 to 6216 code for a protein of 1476 amino acids. Gene Ontology annotation, molecular function: protein binding. The record is from RefSeq and is a predicted model, not a curated record. The transcript has 16 exons.
UUACUUAUAUCCUGUCCUUUUCUCACUCCUUAAAGCAGUCUCAUUAGGCCUGCUGGGCCAAAGGAUCCAGUGUGCCCCUGCUAGGGCUGGGCUUGCACAGGGGAAAGCCCUGGGCAUGUUAUCCCUACCCAGUUGAGGGUUAUCAUAGUCGUAUGGUCUCUUAAGAGGAUUGCAUUUUGGUGCAGUGAUGUGUAAUUGCUAAUCUCUUGACUACAAUGGAACUGGAGAUAAGUAUUUUUCCUUUCAGGACAUUGUAUUUGAGCUAGCUUGUGUUAGCAUAGGUGUUCCAGAGUAAGUUAAAAGCAAUAGUUUGACAUUUUGGGAAAUGUGAUUAUUACCUGUCUUGCUGAAGGUUAAAUGAGAAGAUUGAUACCACUAUGAUACCACUAUCCUGUCUGUAAGAUAACAAUGAAGCCUGAGUCAGGAGUCAGUUAGCGUAUCCUAGCUUGGUGUUAAGACUGGAAACAGGAGGAAACAGCUAGCCUAGCUCUGUCCAGAGGUUAUGAAAUCUGCCUGCUAGCACCAUCUUAAUGCACUCCUUUGUCCACACAAAAAUCAACACAAGUUGCAGUUAUACAAUGUAUAACAUGUUCAUUUGUGAGCUUUAGUGAUGCUGGCAGAUUUUGUUACCUUAGCUAGCUGUCUCCCCCUGUUUCCAAUCUUUGCGCUAGGCUAAGCUAACUGUCUUCUGGUACCAGUUUCUUAUUAAGCAGACAAACAUGGGUGUGGUGUUGAUCUUCUCAGCUAACUCUCCACAAGAAAAUUAAUAAGUGUAUAUCCCAAUAUUUUGAACCAUUUCUUCAACAAUGAGUUUUCUUUAUCAUAUUGUGUACAUGUUGUGUUUGUCAGUGUGAUCCUCUGUCUCCUGUCCUGUGUGUCAAGGUGACGGUGCUACUCUGAUAAUGUCAGGGGAACAUUGUCCGCUCUCUCCGGACAUCACAGCUGUCACAUCGCAGACAUCUCAAACACAUCAGCUACAUCCUCAGCCCACACACACACACACACACACACACACACAGCUGCUCACCAGGAAGACGGUUGCAGUAAAACAUUAUUUUCAGAGCAGCUUUGCCUUAAGGUUUCUCACCUUUUUUUGUUCACAAAAAAACAUACUGUGCAGACUAUUAGAGAAGCGGUAGAGGAAUACAGUUCGCAAACAAAGAGGGUAAUUAUUCAUUGUCCUGAAAAAUCUAUAAAAAUCUAUAUUGCUGUGAAAGCAUCUUGCACCUCUGUAGAUACAGAAAUGACUGGUGUUCGGCUGUAGCUACAGGUUCUUUGUUUGCCUGUCAAAAUGUCUGUGCAUCCAAUGACCCGUACCUUUAUUGAAUCCAAACUAGAUUUUCCCAUGUGACUGAAGAUGUGGUGGAAUGUGCACUAACCCUUCCUUGUGUAUUUACAUGAAAACAUAACGUCAGCCUGCAGCAAGCGCGAUGAACAUAAGGGAAUGGCUCUGUUUCUUUUGGUUGGACAGUCAUGUUCUGUGCUGUAGAGUAUGUUUGUAUAAAACAAAGGUACGGUUCCCAUGUUGUGUUACUCCUCACAUUGUCUCAGAGAAAAUAUCCCAACCCUAUGAAGCUGGAAUUAUUCAUGACUUUUACGCAUUCUUGAUGUGAAACACUGCAACUCCCCAGACCUCAGACGUUGACAGCUGACAAAGGUUAAAUAACAAAACAACCUUCUAGGUGAAGUCACAGGAUCUUUCCCUUGCUAGCUUUUUUUCCUACUGUCUCACACCUUCUGCUCAUCCUCCAAAUCUCAUUUUCUUUUCUCUCCAGCUCAUUUGCCAUGUCUAAGACGGCGGUGAAGAAGCUGCACUGGCGUUCCAAGGUGCAGGACAGCUUCGUCCCCUUGCUGGGCUCGUCGGGGGAGCUGGGGAUCGCUGUUGGCGGAGGAGCAGAUUAUGGAGAGUUUCCUUUUGUCACGGCGGCUCCUGGGGGUGGACUCACAGUGGGUGAUAUCAUCCUAGAAAUUGGGGGAACACCUGUGUUAGGGAUGACAUUAGGAGAUGUCCGUGGUGUUCUCAACUCCUGCCCCCAUCCUGUCCGCAUCAAAACUGUGUCACCAGGCUCCACAUUGUGCAAGGAUCUCAGGUUGUAUCUGAGUAAGUGCUUCACACCCGGCUCAGUGGACAGCCAACUUCAGCAGGUCAUCCGAGAGAACCUCUACCUCCGCGCUGUGCCCUGUACGACCAGACAGCCCAGAGACGGGGAAAUCACAGGGGUAGAUUACAACUUUGUCUCCAUUGAGGAGUUCUUCUCCCUGGAGGAGUCGGGAGCACUGCUUGAGAGUGGCAAGUUUAAAGGAAAUUACUACGGCACACCUCGGCCCGUUCACAUCAGCGCAGAGAGCCCCCCCAUCACCUACCAGGAACACCGCAACCUGCUCAGAAACUUCCGCACACGCAGCAAAUCGCUCAGCAACCUGGAGAAGGCUGCAGAGGACGGCGAAAACAGCGAGGACGACUCAGGCCUGUCAGGAGGAUCUGCAGGCCUCAGCAGCCACCGUUCCCCCGGUCGGCCCCGGGCGUCCAGCAGCGGCGGGGAUGGUGGUGCCGUAGAGAACGGGAUCAUUGGCAGCAGAGGUAGUGCCAGGGUGAGAGCUGUGAUGCCUGAUCACUGGGAGCAGGCCUUCAGUGACCCAGGAGAGUCUUAUUACAUAGAUCGCAACCCAAAGAGAACCAGCUGGCAGAGUCCUCGAGCCUCAAGCAGGGAGACGGUCUACAAAAAUGAAUGGUUCACAGACCAGCCUGGUGAGCUCAGGGGUUUCCCCGUGCACACACACUUGACCAAGGGUUCCAGAGGGUUUGGUUUCAAUAUUGUGGGGGGCAGCAGGCCAAGAGAGUUCCUCCAGGUCUACAGCGUGACUGCAAGUGGACCUUCAGCACUCAAGACAGCGGACAUCCUUGUGUUCAUCAAUGACGUUUGUGUGUUGGGAGUGUCUCACAAAGAGGUGGUGGAGAUGCUGAAGUCGGUGCCUGUGGGCCACAGCGUGGAUGUAGAGGUCAGAAGAGGGUAUCCCAUGCUCUACAACCCGGACGGCUGUCCCAAGCAGCCCCCACCAAGGCUAAUGGACAGUGGGGAACCCAUCCUACCACCCACCACCACCCAGCCUCAGCCUCUUCAUCACCAGCUAUCUCGCCUCCCGACGCCCACUCCCCAGACCCAGCACUUUAACUUUAACGGGGUCCAUGGUGACGGGAGCUACAUGGAACCAGGGGUGACUCUAGACGCUAAUGGAAACGCAACAUCUUUCGCAGUCAGGCAGCCGCCCUCAUACAGACGCUCCAGCAUGAGCAAUGCUGUCUCUUCGUCCCCUGUGCGCUCACCUCGUCAUCUGAGAAGUUUAGCUAGGCUGCAGUCGCUCGACCAAACCCUGGCCAGCCAGAGUGACAGUGAAGUUGUUUCUGCGAUUGGUUCACACAGGGCAUCAGUGAUUCGUAACCACAACAAUAACUCCCUCUCAGCACCCUCUCAUCCUUUACGUUACGGCACGUCCAAGUCGUCCGAGAGUGACUUGUCCACCUGCACCCUGUCCGGGUCCCGCCUGCCCCUGCCUCAGUCACCCAGAAGGCCGUCAUCCUCCCCUGGCGGACCCCGCAGCGCUCACUCCCGCCUCUUCAGACCACAGACGACCUCCCACCUCAGACCUCCCCCUACCCCCGACAGCCCCCACCACCGCAGCUUCAACGGUUACCACGGCAACGCCAGCCCCACUGCGAGCCCCACCAGCUUGUCCUCUCCAGGGGCGAUGAGCGUGGGCAGCGGGUUUGGCAGCGGAGGGGAGCUGGUGCCGGUGGCCUUGGCCCAGGCCGAAGGAGACCGAGGCCUCGGCUUCAGCGUGACAGCCGGCGGUUCGGGAGGAAGGAUGACCAUAGUGAAAAGAGUCUGGGACAGGAAGCAGUGCAACUCUCUGCAGCCAGGGGAUGCUAUUGUCAAAAUCAAUGGAGCUGAUGUCCAGAGUCUUAGCUUUGCACAGGUACAAACAAUCCUCCAAGAACACACCAAACAGGGAGAAGUCAUCUUAUUGGUUUACAGAGGAGGCAUCUAUCAUUCAACCGUUUCCCCUAUUCGAAGGCUCCCCCCGCCUCUUCUCCGUCCACCUCCUCCACCUCUUGGUUCAGAGGACUCCACUGUGCUCCCAGAAGCGCUGCCCGUGCCCCGCACCUCCUUCAGCACUCCUCCCUCCCCAGCCCCAACACGUUCCUCGCUGAUCCAGAGCACCAGUUUCUUGGAGUCGAUUCCGGUGACCCUGACGAUGGAGCCCAAAGACUGGAUCAACACGGGCCUGGAGGACGACACGGGUGGCAUCACGGUGCCCAGUUCAGGUCUGGAGAGGCAGGGCGGUGAGCGUGUUCGGCCGCUGCGAGGGUUUGACGUGGAGCUGAGGAGAAAGCCAGGAGAGGGCUUUGGGUUCGUCAUUGCCUCUCAGGAUGUAGAGAAUGGCAAAGCUGCUUCUCUUCUCCCUCACCGGUUUGUGACGGUCCGCCGAGGCAGCCCGGCAGCCAAGAGCGGGCAGAUCCGGCCUGGAGAUCGACUGGAGGCAGUAGAGGGACGCUCAGUGGUGACUCUGCCUCAUCGGGAGCUUGCUCAGAUACUUCGACGAGUGGGAAACACUCUACGGCUCACCAUUGUCCCCCGUCCAAGCACCUACUCUUCAAGCCUCUCAGAAACGACUGAAUAUGACCCUGGUCACAGAAGCAGAAAAGGUCAGAGGUCGCGUCCAAAGCGUGACUCCAGGUAUUACAGUGUAGACCUGGAUCGUGGCCCCUCGGGCUUCGGCUUCAGCCUCCGAGGGGGCAGUGAGUACAACAUGGGCCUCUACGUCCUGGGACUGAUGGAGGGGGGGCCAGCCUCACGGAGCCAAAAGAUGCAGGUGAGCGAUCAGCUCGUGGAGAUUAAUGGGGACAGCACAGCUGGGAUGACCCACAGCCAGGCUGUCGAGCAGAUCCGUAGAGGGGGUCAUCGCAUCCACCUGGUGCUCAAGAGAGGAAACGGCUACGUGCCUGACUAUGGCCGUGAGCACAGAAUCACCUCCCCCUCCCUCUUGCGUCACCCCAAGGAGCAGGGUUUGGCUGCAGUAGACUCCACCGGGCGGAGGGGGCGCAGCUCCAGGCAGAAGAGGAGAAGCAGGUCUUCAGACGGACGCGAGAAAGAGAAAGGGACCAGGAGGAGAAGAAGAGGGGCCUCAGAGGGAGGGGGACGCUCUCGUUUGCAGAGCCCCGUCUCCGAGCAGGGGGAGAGGUCUCGGGAAGACAGGGACAGGGGGAGGAGGAGGAAAGGGAGGAGAGAAGAGUCUCAGAGUUUACCCAGAGAUGCCCUCAGGAAUUAUGAUGACAGUGACACAGAGAGAGGAAGAGUGAGGGGAAGAAGAAGGGAGAGGGAGAGGAGAAGCAGAAGCAGAGGGAGGAAAAGCAGGAGCGGGGAGAGGGUGAGGACGGUAGAGGGUGAGGAGGAGCCUGAGGAAGUGCAGGAGGUACCUGCAGUUGAGGACAGGGUGGGGAUGGCAGAGGGUGAAGAGAAGCCUCAGGAGGAGCCGGAGGAAGCGCAGGAGGUGCCUGCCAUUGAGGAGAGGGUAGAAGAUAAGGAUGAGGAGGUGGAGGAGAGAGUGAAUUUAGAGAGAGGAGAGAGUGAUGAGAAUAUUAUUCUACCCAUUCCAAGUCCGAAACAAAAGCUUCCCAGACCCAAACAAAUCUGGGAGGAGGAGAGUGAUGAAAACUGGGACAUGGCACUAGAGUACAGGGAACUGAGGAAGGAGAAGGAGCUGGAGAGCGAGCACGAACAGGAGCAAGAGCAGGAGCAGGAGCAGAAGAGGCCAUGGGAUGACGACAGGGCCGACCAUAAAGAGACGGAGCUGAAUGAGGAUGAGAAAGACGAUGAUGCGCUGAGUGGGCACAUCGAGAGGCCUUUACCGAGCGCUGCUGUGAUAGAUUCAAUGUCACACAGAAAGCCCUUCUCCUUCCUCACCUCCACAGUGUCCGUAGAGCAGCUGUGGGACGAUGAGUCAGAGUCUGGAGGCAGCCAAUCUGACGGCAGCGUGUCUGCUGCCAGCAUCUCAGGCCUUUCUCUGGCCGCCGCUGAAGCCGGCGGGCGCAAGGCCGCGGUGCUGCCAGGCCCCUGGCUCACACCCAGCCGACAGAGGGUGGCGCAGGUCACAGAAGGGAACAGGCACCCGGGAAGGCAGACUGGGCAGGGGGGAGGAAGAAGCGCUGUCUCAUAACUUUGGACAGGAAGUAGAGCAUCUGAAUGACACUGUAUCAGAUUCUGUCCAUCUCACACUGUUAGACCUCGACUUGUUUUCUGCAGCUGCCCACACUACCAACAUUUUCUCUCAGUCACUUUGAUAAUCUACAGUAGUAUGAAGUCAUAUUCUUUGUGCCUUUUUACAGCUGACCUCUGGCUGAUGUUACAUGUCACUAUCACAUUUUAACUUGUAAAUGACACCAACAUGGUUAACGGUCGCCGUUGACACCGUGACAACAUCGUCUUUCUUUUAGUCUGAGGCCCUCGUUAUGUUACGCAUUAUUAUGUCUCUUUACAUUUGCCUCAUAUAUGGUAGAUAUUUCCAGGACAACAAGGUAUUUCGGACACUUCUGUUCCAACCUACUUCCUGUCUCACCUCUCUGUUUAACACUCCAGCAGAGUGUCCUCUCUUAAAUACCCCCCGCACUGUAAAAAGACUUAUCACUUAUACCUCAUGAAGACACUGAGCAAUAAUAAUGCAACAGUCCAAGACUAUCAGCCACUCAUAUCCACUGCACCACGUCGAUCUGGUCUGAGAGGAAACGAUGUAACGUGUUUGUACGAUAUCCUCUUUUGUCUUAUGUGGACACUUGCCUCAACUUGUAAUGUUGUUCUAUAUAACUGAAUAUAUGAUUGUGAUAAUGCAAAUCCCUUUUGACAGCAGGUGUGAAAUCUAUACUCUGUAAAUAUUUGUAGAGAAAUAAAUGACAGAACCUAUUGUAAAUACUAUACUAACUGGAGCCAGGCCCUGAUUUGUAUUACUGUAUUGUAAUACAUCAUGAUAAAUCUAUCUAUCUAUCUAUAUAUAUAUAUAUAUAUAUAUAUAUAUAUAUAUAUGAAUAUAUGCAGUAUAUCUAUAUAUUACAUACAACAGCUACACAUUCAUAUUAUUUAUUAUCGUGUGAUGAGAAAUAACAUAUAGCUUUUGUGAAGGCUCAAAAUGUAAACAGAUUAUGAACUAUAUUGUACCUGCCCUAUUCAUAAAUGAAUGUUUUGUAAUAUGCUGCUUGAGUGUGGAUUAAGAUGCUCUGUGUUGUACCCUACUUCAGAAGUCAGCAAAAGAUGCCAAAAAUAUGCAUCCGAUGUGCAUAUUUCAAGUACUGUUAAUAUUGUGUAUGUGUGGUCAGAACAAAAAGAAAAAACACUGUCUAGAUUCUAGAGAGUGCUGUGCCCAUCGUGCCACGUACAGUUGCCUUGGUAACAUAAACCACUUUAUUCCUAACCACUGAUUUUUCUUACUGUGAAAACCCUUGCUCCGAGGUCUCUAAUACGAGAGGAGGGCGGGCCGUUUAGUAAUUUCAGUCAUGCCAAAACACAAAGAGAGAAAAAAAAAGGUCCUUACUGUAAAUCCACAGAAAUAUAAAUCAUAAGCCUCUGCAGAAUCUGAGCUCAGUGUUGCGUCUGAGAUGACAAAAUAGCACAUGAUUUUGUUUUGCUCUCUUUUUUAAGCGUUCUGUUAUGGAGAGAAAAAAAAAACAGGAGCCAAGCUGAAUGGAUACUGUGAGAUGUUAUUUUUCUAUGAAAUUAUCUUUUUUGAAAUACUCAGGUUUUCAGAUACUUUGCUCUAGAUAAGCCAUUAGGAAGGGGAAGAAAAGCUACAGAGUGACUUCACAUCAUUUUCAUAACGCAGAGUGAAUUCAUAUUAUUUAGAGCAAUAUUACGUUAAUCCUUUCAUGGCAGCAUUUGGAGACGCAGACUGUUACAGCUGUUUUGUUACCAGCCCGUAUUUAUCUAAAGGUUGAUGCUGAUGCUAUCAGUGAAGUCAUCCCUUCAUCUGUGCCCCACCAUGAACAAACCACAGGACUGAAAUGAACUGCUUGGUGUGCUCUGCCCCAUUUGUUUGCAUUGCUGUGCUGCCCAGUAAAUGGCAACACAGUGACCAAACCAACACACUGCACUCCCUGACCAGUGACCAUACAGAGUAGCUUGGUAGCCUAUAUGUAAGACUUAUUUUAUAACGUUUGCUAAUGUUCUUUUUUUAGACUUUCAUUUCCUACUGGGGAUUAUAUGGCUGAACUGUAAACACGUUCUAAUAAAACUGCAAAUAAACUGCUGAACCAAUUUC